Messenger RNA from Rhipicephalus microplus (southern cattle tick), 967 nucleotides. RefSeq names its product thioredoxin-related transmembrane protein 1-like. Lineage: Eukaryota; Metazoa; Arthropoda; Arachnida; Ixodida; Ixodidae. The record is from RefSeq and is a predicted model, not a curated record. Gene Ontology annotation, cellular component: endomembrane system. Gene Ontology annotation, molecular function: disulfide oxidoreductase activity.
GGUUCAAAAUGGCGAUCAUGACAGCACGGUCGGUGUGGCUCGCCGUGGCUCUGCUAGUGUCGAGCGCACACGUCAGCGUGGUCGGUGAACUUGUCGAGCUCGACGAGAACUCGUGGACCAAGCUUCUCGAAGGAGAAUGGAUGGUCGAAUUCUUCGCGCCCUGGUGUCCGGCGUGCAAGGCGCUGGGUCCCGUGUGGAACGACUUCUCGAAGUGGAGCAAAGACCUGGGCGUCAAAGUUGCCCAUGUCGACGUCACUACGAACCCAGGUCUCAGCGGGAGGUUCAUGGUUACGGCGCUACCGACAAUCUAUCACGUCAAAGAUGGCGAGUUUAGGCAGUACCGUGGCACGCGAGACAAGGAGUCCUUCAUCAACUUCAUCGAGGAGAAGAAAUGGCAGAGCAUUGAGCCAGUCUCUGCAUGGAAGAGCCCGCAGUCCAUACAGAUGUCUCUGGUGGCGCAGUUCUUCAAGCUGUCCAUGAGUCUGAGGGCUUUGCACACGACGUUGGUUGACUACUAUGGCAUUCCAUACUGGGGCUCGUACAUACUCUUUGCCCUGGGAACAAUCGUCAUUGGCGCCGUUUUGGGUCUGUUGAUCGUGUGCAUCAUAGACACAGUAUUCCCUCCAAAGCUACCCUCGUACAAACCUGUGAAGAAGUCAGAGUCCGACAACGAAGAGGAGGACGAGAGAAGCGAGUCUGAAGCCGGGAACAAGUCGGACGACGACGUGAUCCUGGACGACACGCCCGAGCAACAGGGCGAGGGUGACGGCUCGGAGCUCAGGAAGCGCAACCCUGAGCCUGUAGCAGCAAAGUGAGCCUCCACAGACUCACAGAUUUUUCGACGACGAUUAGUGACCACCAAAUAAUAAUAUGAACUGCCUUGGCGGAAGGUGCAGAAGAGCUUCGAGGAAAAUUCCUGUUACACGUUGAGACUUCAAGCGCCGGGUUUCGUCGCGCAAUAGGGGGU